Messenger RNA from Spinacia oleracea (spinach), 1188 nucleotides. RefSeq names its product ethylene-responsive transcription factor 2. Lineage: Eukaryota; Viridiplantae; Streptophyta; Magnoliopsida; Caryophyllales; Amaranthaceae. The transcript has a single exon. Gene Ontology annotation, molecular function: DNA-binding transcription factor activity; DNA binding. The coding region runs from base 140 to 961 and encodes 273 amino acids. Gene Ontology annotation, biological process: regulation of DNA-templated transcription; ethylene-activated signaling pathway. The record is from RefSeq and is a predicted model, not a curated record.
UUCCCUCCAAAAAUUGAAGUUUCAACAUUCUCUCUAAAUCACCUGAAAAACAUUUACUAAAGAUCAGAUUUUCAAUACCCAGUUCAAAUUUCAAUAAUUUAAGCUCAAAUUUUCAAUACCCAGUUCAUAAUUAAGAAGGAUGAGUACAAUCAGUUAUUUGGAAACUGAUUUAGCAGUUCUUGAUUCGAUUAGGCGACACUUAUUGGAAGAUUGGGACCCGAGAGUAAUCGGAGCUUCGACGAUUAGCAACGGAUCAGGCCCAGUUUACCGCCGGAAUUCCAGUUUUAGCAGGUUGUAUCCUUGUUUAACUGAGAAUUGGGGUCAGUUACCGUUGAAAGAAGAUGAUUCUGAAGAUAUGGUACUAUUUGGGGUUCUCCGGGAUGCUGUCCAUACCGGUUGGUCGCCGGAAUCCAUGUCGGAAAUUGAUUCGGGUUCGCCGACAACAGUGAUUGUCAAGUCUGAGCCGGUUGAGUCUCCGGUAAGUGUUACCGUCGGUGAGGCCCCGGUAGCGGUGGUUCCGAUGGCGGCUCCGUCGAGAGGGAAGCAUUACCGUGGUGUCCGAAGACGGCCGUGGGGCAAAUACGCGGCUGAGAUCCGAGACCCGGCAAAAAAUGGGGCUCGGGUUUGGUUGGGGACAUUUGAAACCGCCGAGGACGCGGCGUUAGCUUACGAUCGGGCCGCCUUCCGGAUGCGGGGCUCCAAGGCGAUGCUAAACUUCCCGCUUCGAGUCAACUCGGGUGAACCCGACCCGGUUAGGAUCACUUCAAAGCGGUCUUCACCUGAAAGAUCUACGUCAUCAUUAUCAACGUCAUCGAUUUCGUCAUCAGAUAGUGGGUCCCCUACUAAGAGAAGAAAGAAGGUUGUGGUUGGGCAAGUGGGAAAGGGAGUGGAAGGACUACAAGUGGGAUGCCAAUUGGGUGUGGGCCCAUUGCCACUUGGCGAUCAGCUAUUAGUUAGUUAAAAUAUUGUUAAAAUGUCUUAUUAAGAUUAAGAUUAAGAUUAAGAUGGUGAGUUUGUAUCAUUAUCUUCUUAAUUAUAGAUUAGGAUGGCCAGGCUGUCAAUGGCUUUGGAGGGUUUUAGACUUUUAGGGGUUGUAGUAUUAUGAUGGGGGGUUUUGGUGAAAUGUGAAUAGAGUUGAUUUGUUUGUUUAUUGGAUUUUAUAUAUCUAAAAAUGGUUGUCAAAUCUAA